UUGGGAAUUGUUUAUUUUUAUUGUGAAUGUUGAAUUUUUAUUAGAAUAAAUAUUAUUUAAUAUAUAUAAUAGUGAUAUAAUAUGUAAAUUAAAUAUACAUUUAAAACCUAAGUUGUAGUCAUCGAAAGCAUAAACUUAAAAAGUGAAUUACGACACUCAAAUUCAAGAUUAACUUGAUUCGGUUUUUUCUGAUUUUAAAGUGCUGUGUCCCCGGGGAUCCUUUGCAUGCCCUAAUUUGUGAUAAAAACACACGAUUCCACAAAGUGUAAUGGAAUUUUUUUAGCUCCGAAAAUGGCAGAAUGUAGUACAAGAAAAUCAGAAAACUUUUUAAAAUUAGAAAUUCAAGAUAUUGAAGUUUCCGUUGAAAAAGUUAAAUGUGAAAGUAACGAGUGUCUCAUAUGCGUUACGCAAAACACGGAGUGUAAAGACAUCCACAACACAAACACAAACUUAUCCGGCACUCCGUUAUACGAGUACCUGUUAAAAUUCACGAACACCAACCUUUUAUAUUGUCAGAGCUACGCGAAACACAUCUGCAAUACGUGUUUAAACCUGGUCAACGAUUUAGAGAAAGCGGAAUUGGAAUAUUUGACGCUGAAAGAUAACUUCGAAUUGAUUAUAAGCAAUAAUCCUUUGUUUAAUUCGUCAAGAAAGCCGGAGAACGUAGACCAAUUUGAGUCACUUUAUCCUGAUGACUCCGAGCUACGAGAUCAAGGACAGGAGUUCCACAAGGAUGGAGAGAACACAAAUUAUCUUAACACUUCAGUGAAAUUGGAGCCGGUGACUGAAGAUGACCAACAUGUUUACCCAGUUAGAGAUGACCUUGUCAAUGAUGAUGAUGAUAGCGAUUACUGUCCAAAGGUCAAUAGAACAAAGACGGCAGCACGAGGUAGGAGGAAAGGUGCGAAGGCUGCCGGUCUAAAAGAUGGCGCCACGCGUAAAAGGAGAACUGUUGCAAAGAAACAUAUCACCGAUAACAAAAUAUACGAAUGCACAGACUGUCAGCGAACAUUCACGCAGAAGGGAAAUUAUAAUAGGCACAUGACCACUCACACCGGGGUCAUGCCGUUCCAAUGCCCCACGUGUGACCGGCGAUUCAACAGAAAAGACCACUUACUAAAUCAUAUAAGAACUCACACGGGCGAGAAACCUUAUGAGUGCAACUUCUGCCUGGUCAAGUUUAAUCAAAAAGGCAGCAUAAUAAAACAUUUGAGGACCCACACCGGCGCCGAGCCCUUCGAAUGUAACCAAUGUUCGAAGCGUUUCAAACAGCGGCCGCAUCUAAACAGUCAUCUAAGAACACACACGGGCGAGAAACCUUACGAGUGUCAUUAUUGCCGCCGAAAAUUCGCCGAGAGUUCGAAAUUGAAGAUACAUUUGAGAAUACACACCGGAGUGAAGCCAUACAAGUGUCAGUUUUGUGCGCGCGAGUUUAAUCAGAGCGGCAAUUUGCAGUGUCAUUUGAGGACUCACACUAACGAGAAACCUUACGAGUGUUCUAUGUGCGAUAAACGUUUCAAUUUGAAACACCAUUUGAGAGAUCAUAUCAGGAAUCAUACGGGCGAGAAACCUUACAAUUGUUAUGUUUGUGGACAGAAGUUUAAUUAUAGACAUAUCAUGGAACAUCAUGUGAAGGUUAUGCAUCCAGGAGCGCUGGUCAGCGAGUUUAUGGACGUAGUUGACGCUGAACCAGAAAUAGAGAUUAUGGUGAAUGAGGAUGAGGUAGUUAGUUUGAACCCACAACAGCAAGAGGAGGUUAAACUAAUUCAAAAAUGUGCAUCUAAACAUGUAAUACACCCAAACGAAAAAUUGCCAUUUGACAUGGCCGAAACUAGUAAUAUAGACGGCGAUCCACAAUUAUUACUAGGAGGAAGUAUAAAGGAAGAAGUGAGCGAUCCGAUUGAUAAUCCACAGCCGCCGGAAUGCGUGGUUUGUGUCGCCGAGAGCUCUGAAAAUUACGAUAUAUUCACAACUAAAACAUCUUCGUUAAAAACGCCGUUGCACACAUUUCUCAGCAAAUUUACGAACACGGAGCUACCGUUCGAUCGAAACUUAACUAAAUACAUAUGCAAGACGUGUCUAGACCUCGUCAAUGAGUUGGAGCAAGCUGAAAUUGUGUACAUACAGUUGAAAAGUGAUUUUGAAUUUAUCAUUAGCAAGAACCCUUUAUUUCACUUGCCAAUGUCGAUUUCGGGUUUGAAAAGUGUUCGGCGAGACAGUGGUGGCUCUAGUGACUCGGACAACCAGCCUCUUGUAGUGAGAGCUGUUGAUCCGAUAGCGGAAGAUCCUCAGUGUAGUCAAUCGAUGAUUGUCAAUAUAAAAAAGGAACCUGUUGAUGAUGGUGACUUCAUAAGCUGUGAAACGCUACUGAAAGUUGAAAUACAACAUGAUGAUGUGGACCCGAUUGGAAUAGAGGAAGAGGAUAAAAACACUGUCACGGAUGUGAAGCCAAGGACUAGAGGUCGCCCGCCCGGUCAGAAAUCGAAACCAAACGAGAAACAAGCGAAGAAAUGUCAUGAGUGCAGCGUAUGCAAACGCACCUUCAAAUACAACAGCCUAUUACUGAUACAUUUGCGUACGCACACCGGUGAGAAACCUUACGAAUGUAGCGAGUGUCACAAGAGAUUUAACCAGAAGAUUCAUUUGAAAAAUCAUUCAGUUACACACGGACUCAGCACACCGAAGCCGGAGUUGUGUCUUGAAUGUCACAUUUGUCAAAAACAGUUCAAGAGGAAACAUCAUUUGAAGGAGCAUUUGCGUAUACACUCGGACGAUAAGCCGUUCAAAUGCGAAUUGUGUUCGUACUCGUCUAUAAGGAAACGUGAUAUUGUGAAUCAUUUCACUACGCAUACGGGUGAGAGGCCGCACGAGUGUCACAUAUGCUUGCGAAGGUUUCAUUUUAAGAGUACGCUCAGGGAGCAUUUUAGGACGCACACGGGUGAGAAACCUUACGCGUGCAAGCUCUGUCCGCGCCGUUUCAGCCAUUUGCACGUGUUGAAGAGUCACACGAGGACGCACACGGACGAGAAACCCUAUGAGUGUGAGAUUUGUAAGCAGAGGUUCAAUCAGAGGUCGCAUUUGAAAUCUCACAUGGCGAUACACACAGGCGAGAAACCUUACGCGUGCACGUUGUGCGCGAGACGUUUUCACAGGAAAAGGGCACUCGAAGAGCACGUGAGAACUCAUACAGGUGAGAAACCAUUUGAAUGUCACAUUUGCUUACACAGAUUCGCUCAAAGGAGCAACUUGUUGAAACACCUGAGAAACCACGAGAAACACAAAGUUAUGAGGGUGGGGAAGAAAAAUUUACCACCUCCAGUCACCACUGCGGAUAAUUUGACAGAUGUCGCGUCAUUGCCCCUUGUGGGGUGGAUAGAACCUCAAAUUGAACAAGAAGGCCAUAUUUAACUUAGUUUUUUAUGUAAGUCAUUGAUGAUAACUUAGAUUAUAGACUUUUCUUGGCACCAAUAUCUCAGUACCUUUUUUUCUUAGUAUUAUUUUUACAUAUAGGCACGUCUAUAUCACUUGCGGGUUAGACAGAGCCAACAGUCUUGACAGGACUAAAAGUUCAGCUAUAUGGCUUUACAAUGGAAUUGAAAAAAAAAAUUAUAUUCUGUCAUGUAGGUAUAUUAAAUUAAAUAAGUAAUAUCAAAGCUUUUUAUUAUGUACAGCACACAUCAUGUCAAAAAAAUAUUUAUUUCUUAUUGUAUUUAAUACAAAUAGUUUAACUGUGUAAGGUAAUAUAAAUUUUACCGAUUCACAUAGUACAUACAUACAUAUAAUCACGUCUAUAUCCUUUGCGGGGUAGGCAGAGCCAACAGUCUUGAAAAGACUGAUGGGCCAUGUUUAGCUGUUUGGCUUAAUGAUAGAAUUGAGAUUCAAAUAGUGACAGGUUGCUAGCCCAUGGCCUAAAAAGAAGAAUCCCAAGUUUGCAAGCCUAUCCCUUAGUCGCCUUUUACGACAUCCAUGUGAAAGAGAUGGAGUGAUCCUAUUAUUUUAUGUACUGGUGCCAGGAACCACACGGCACAGUACAAAAAAGUAAGUAAGUAUAAAAUAAUAUAAUAUACAUAUAGUAAUAAGUCUAAAAUAAGAAUUAAAUUAUAUGAUUGUAGUCAUGUAAUUAGUGUAAUUAAAUUUUGAACUUUGCUUUGCAUUUUGUUUAAAGAAAAUACAUUUUCUGCCAACGAAUUUAUAAACCGUUUGUUAUAUAAAUUGAAAAGUUAAGUUCCGUUUACAUGUCUUAAUUGUAAGAAUAAAGUUGUACAUAAAUUAGUUUCAAAUUC
Molecule: messenger RNA, 4283 nt
Organism: Amyelois transitella
Lineage: Eukaryota; Metazoa; Arthropoda; Insecta; Lepidoptera; Pyralidae
Product: zinc finger protein 271
Exons: 7
Coding region: 292-3408 (1038 amino acids)
Biological process (GO): regulation of transcription by RNA polymerase II
Cellular component (GO): nucleus
Molecular function (GO): RNA polymerase II cis-regulatory region sequence-specific DNA binding; zinc ion binding; DNA-binding transcription factor activity, RNA polymerase II-specific
Source: RefSeq, a predicted model, not a curated record